UUCUAUCCCAAUCGUCACCAACCCACAAACCAAUCUAAAUUAUCAUGAUGAACAUCGCUCAGUCCUCGCUUGCUCUGCUGCUUAUCGUGGCGGCUGCUUCCAACACUGAUGCAUCUUACCUUCGCAAACUUGGCGGCACCACCAUCGCCACCAACGUCAAAACCUACGCUGCCUACGGUGACUACGCCCCCGCCAUGCUGGCCGCCGUCAACAAGCAGCGUGCCACCAAGGGCCUGUCGCCUCUGUGCCUCAACAAGAAGCUGCACUCCGCUGCUCAGCGUCACUCGGAUGAUAUGGCUGCCAAGGACUACAUGGCUCACGACGGCUCGGACGGCUCGACCAUGUCGGAGCGUAUCACGCAGGCCGGUUACGACUGGAGCGCCGUGGCUGAGAACGUGGCUGCUGGACAGGUGGAUGUGGACGCCGUGAUGGUGGCGUGGAUCAACUCUCCGGAGCACCUGGAGAACAUCAUGGGCGACUACACGAUGUUCGCCCCUGGGUACGCGUUCAACAAGGAAGGCACAUACCAGCACUACUGGACGCAGGACUUUGGUACGGGUGAAACCGAGCAGUGUGACGGUGCUACCACGAGCGGUUCGACAACCGUGCAGGAUGCUACUCAGAACGUGGACGUGGUGCAGGGUGAGGCCGAAACGGAGGCCCCGACGCCUGCGCCGACGACGGUGACGGAUGCUCCGGCCACGGAAGCUCCGGUUGCUCCCGCUCCGGAGGCCCCUAUUACGGAGACUGAGGCCCCGGUGACGCCCGCCCCGACCACCCCGACACCUGCGACUCCUGUUCAGGCUGAUUGCCAGUCCAACUUCUAAGCAAGCGCACGAAGCAGUGUGUUUGUCAUCCAGAAACUUCCUCUUGUUGGGCACCCCAGCAACACCACAUAGAGCUAUAUGUAACUGCGUAGAUUGAGUGAGAUCUCAAGGUGCAGAUUAGACCCCUAUACAAUAAAUGAACAAUUAGAUCACACGAAUCGAAAGUGCAAAU
Phytophthora nicotianae INRA-310 is the source of this 999-nucleotide messenger RNA. RefSeq lists its product as hypothetical. The coding region runs from base 45 to 827 and encodes 260 amino acids. Lineage: Eukaryota; Oomycota; Peronosporomycetes; Peronosporales; Peronosporaceae. The record is from RefSeq and is a predicted model, not a curated record. The transcript has a single exon.